GCCUGAGCUAGAUGGACCUUUGGUCUGACCCAUUAUGGCCAUCCUUAUAUUCUUAUGUUGCCUGAUAAGAUGAAAUUUCAUUUUUCAGCUUUAACCUAGAAAGUUUUAUCAUAUUAAAGCUUUAUUCUAUAUUCUUUAUUUUCUCUUUCCUGUUAUCAGUGAUUAACUGUAUGAUUUGAAAGAAUAGAUAUCUUCUUUUUAUCUUUCCAGACCUUCAUCCUGUAUUUAUUUUUCCACACUUUGAAACCUAUAUGGAACUAUAGUGAAACACUUUAAAAAAUACUAUGAUUGCUCAAUUUGUAAAGGGUGAGGGAUAGCCUGUUGUCUACCUUCCAUAAUCAAGCCUGUUAACUGCUUUCUUAAAAGGAAGCACAUACUGCUGUUUCUGCAAAUGACAGUGUUCAAGAAAUGUUAAUUACAGGGAUUGUAAGGGAGAAGAUGCUAGUUAAGUAGGGAAUCUUUUUGGUAUUUCUGGCUAAUUUUUUCAAACUAAUAUAUUCACUGCUGCCAGAACUUUGGCUUGUUGAAUGACUGGUGACACUUUCCCCUUUGAACGCCCUAUUUACUUUUUCAACACGAAUAGGUAGUAGUGGCAGAUCUUUAUGGACCCACACGUAUGCAUGAUACUGUAGCUUUAAUAAGGGAGUCCUACUGUAAGGACUCUUUCCAAACUGGCUUUUUGGCUUUUUAAGUGACGGAACCGUGGUGUAAUUUGAGAGCAGAAAGAUCCUAGGGAUAGCAUUAGCCGAAAGCAAAGCUCCACAUUACCAGUCCAGAUGUGAAAGAAAUAGUAGCAAAGGUCUCCGGAGCCCCAGACUGAGCUAUCUGAUCUCAGCCUUCCUCUGCACCCCCUCGGCUUUGCUACAUUUCAUCGGCAAGAGAGAGGAGGGGGAAGGGGGAAAAAAGAAGAAAGUCACAAAGUUUUGCUUGAGCCCUGGAAAAGGGGCGGCGGGGGGGGAUCCCCGACGUGACUCAGGGCAGUAGGAGAUCUUCCAGGGGAUCUCCUCUGGCUGAGGAGCCUUGGAUGCAGCUUGGAGCAAGGCAGUGCCUUUAAUGAAGCAUGCUGAGUCUGUGAGGAGUGGCUGGAGGCAGCGGACUGCCUCGGCUGCUGCGGCUCCCUGAGCUGCCCUGCUCCGGGGGGUAACCGGGCAGGGUCGUGAGAGCGUGUUUGUUCUCUCCGACCAGCCGAUCCCUCUGCGCCCCUUCCGAGCCCCUCUGGCUCACUCCCGCCCCCGGGAUGCUGGGGCUGCGCUUGCUGUGGCUCAGCUGCCUGGGCAGCCUGUGCCGAGGCUAUUUCGACGGUCCCCUGCACCCAGAGAUGUCCAACGGGACCCUGCACCACUACUUCGUGCCGGACGGCGACUACGAGGAGAACGACGACCCGGAGAAGUGCCAGCUGCUCUUCAGGGUGAGCGAGCACCGGCGCUGCAGCCUGGGCGGGGAGCAGGGGCCGGCGGGCGGCGGACCCAGCCUCACCCUGCGGGAGGAGUUCACCAUCCUGGGCCGGCAGGUGGAGGACGCGGGCCGGGUGCUGGAGGGCAUCACCAGGAGCAUCUCGUACGACCUGGACGGGGAGGAGAGCUACGGCAAGUACCUGCGCAGGGAGUCCCAGCAGAUCGGCGACGCCUACUCCAACUCCGACAAGUCCCUGGCCGAGCUGGAGAGCAAGUUCCGGCAGGGGCAGGAGCACGAGAGCAAGGAGGAGAGCCGGCUCAAUGAUGACUUCCAGGCCAUGCUCGUGCACACCCGGGCCCUGCUCACGGAGACCCUGGGCAUCUCCGCGGGGCUCCGGGAUAAGUACGAGCUGCUCUCCUUAACCGUCAGGAGCCACGACGCCAGGCUAAACAGGCUCAGGAACGAGUAUCUCAAAGGGUGAUGCCCCUGGGGCAGCAGAGACCUGGACUUUGGGUUAGGAAACAGCUUCUUGUGGUGGCUACUAGGAGCAGUAAGCACAGGAGUCCCAGCUGGGGGCAUCUCCUUGGAAGGGAAGUGGCAUUGACAAAGCCAAGCCUAGAGUCACCUCGGUGCCCAUCAUGAUGAGGGGGGCUCCUUUUCACCAUGCUCUUUGCAUUCAACCGUAUACACCUCUCCCUGCCACAAAUUAUAGGACCCAGGUACAAGGCAGUGGAGAAUCUGGCAGGUUGCUGAGCAUUUGCUGGCAGGACUUGUCCCAGUGAAGUCUUGCAGGUAACUACUCAACACCAACAAGAAGGUUGCAGUCUAGCCCUGGAUGGUGCCCAACAUUCCGAUCAGCACAAAAUGGGGGAUUUCCCCCUCACCCCCAUAACAUCUUGUUUAGAUUAAUAUAGAAAAAAAUUAAAAGCAAAUAUCAGUUAAUGGGGAGAUUUAGCACAUUGCUGUGACAGUGUUAUAAAAAGGUAGAUAUCUUAUCUCUACUUGCCUUGCACUUCUGUCCUCACUCUACACCUAUGCAAAGUAAGUAUAAAAUGCUGCCACAGAGUCUGCUGCCUUUACUGAUGGUGAGUAGCAGCACCUUGUUCCAGAAGAAGCUCUGUUGAUUUCAAAAUAAUAAGCUUACUAACAGAGUAAGGUGCUACUCAAUAGAAGGAAAGGUGCUGUAACCUGCCCUUUGCUAGCAUUUUACAAGGACUUUGCAUAGGUAUAAAACGGCUGCACAAGGUACCAACAGCAGAGGAUCAGGCCUUGUUUUUUCAAAGUAGGUCCAAAUUGCAGUUUAAUAACACGUGGAGUGUGUUCUGAAGUUCUGUAGAUUGUAUUAUGUACCUCCCAAUAACACACAACUUUCUUUCUGGGACUGUAUUUAUAAGAUUUGAUUUCUGGUUUAUUUUUUUUUAAAGUUAUGUAAAUUGUAAACAAAUAGCACAUGUAUAGGAAGCUGAAGUUUAGAGGUAUGUUUAAAUUAAAUGUCCCAAUAUUUAAAAAAAAUAAUCUGUUAUAUAUUGUGCAUCUCUGAUCACAAUAAAGUAGCGUUGUCAUUUUAGAUUUUCUACCAUUAGUUAAUGUCAUCUUUUCCAGCUAGAUUCUUGCUUCAACUACCAUAAACAUGGACAAAACAAGGUACUUUUCUGGAACCAUAUUCAAAUGAAUAUGUACUGGACUAUGGAUCUAGAAUCGGUUUUGGUUUUUGUUUUGAUAUUUUUUUUUACUCAUUCAAAUAUAGGCCCUUUGGCCUCCUAAUAAAUCCUUAGCUUUCCUGGUUUGUUAACAGCACAUAUAUUCUGCUUAUGUAAAAUAUUGUUCUGCUAAAUAAUUUAAAGCUGUGAUUUUCAUUUGUGUUUUGAUAGAAGAAAACCAUUCUGGCAGAGCUUAUGCUCUUUAAGCCUUGCUUAUAUGUGACUCUAAGUUAUCAAAUCCCAAGAGCCAGCUGAAAAGGCAUUUGAGAUUCAGACCCAACAAAACCUUACGCACGUGAGUAACUUUAAAUAAGAAAUGGAAAGCAGAAAUAAGCACUAUUCCCACUAGUGUUUGUAGUAUCAGACCCUAGACUUUUAGAGUCUUAUUUUUCUAAACCCGAUAAAAGGUUUUGUCUGUUCCAAGACAGUGAUUUUUAUUUGUGGUUACCUCUGUACUUUUGCUAGCUAAUCUGUUAUUAAAAAGUAUUUGUGCUCCUAGACAAUAGCAAAAGUGCAUAGCAGGUCUUUGCAUUAUAGUUUAAUCUUUACUACUAUCAAUGUUUAAUCAAUUGGGUGGAAUAUUAGCUACUGCAUUACUGGUACUGCCGGCAGGAUCACUGUUUGGGUGAAAAUAAUUGUUCAUGUGUUGUUUUAAUAAAUAUUUGAACCCAAAAUUGAAGCACACAUUUUCUUUUAUGGGUCUAUAUGAGUCUGUACCUGAUUUUAAUCACAAGGUUGUCAAACAUAUCUUUUCAGCAAAACUGCUGGAAUAUAAAGUACCUGCCUAGUGAGAACUUGCUUUUUACUAAAAAAUAUAAAAUUCUUCAGCACACAACUGCUUAAUGCAAGUAAUGCUAAAAAGAAAAAUCAACAUAUAGAACUUGCAACUUUAUGGAGUUGCAACAAAAGUUGUUUUGUAAACAUGUAGGGACAAAUUCUGCCAACCAUACUCAUAUUUAGCAGUACCUUACUCUAUAACUAGUGUCAUUUGGUAAAUUUUUCAGAAGUGCUCAGUCAGGGACAGAUUUUCAA
Molecule: messenger RNA, 4127 nt
Organism: Gopherus evgoodei (Goodes thornscrub tortoise)
Lineage: Eukaryota; Metazoa; Chordata; Testudines; Testudinidae
Gene: FIBIN
Product: fin bud initiation factor homolog
Exons: 1
Coding region: 1238-1876 (212 amino acids)
Source: RefSeq, a predicted model, not a curated record